AUGCUGCGCUCUGCAGCCUCUGGCGGCACGGUGGGUCUGCCGCCGCCGCCGCACGCGCGCCUCUCGCUCUUCGACUCGUGCCACCGCAAGAUCCGGCUCAUCGGCGGCGGCCCGGUCGCCUUCCUCGGCGGGCUCGUUGCAGGCUCUGCCGCCCCACUGGCAUUGGAGUUCAUCGGCUCCUACAUCGACAGACCGCAGCUGGCUCGUACCCGUCUAGAGCGGACCGCGAGGGGAACGGCCAAUUGCGGUGCCAAUAAAUCGUCAAGUGAAAUGGAACAUUGCACGGCUCGGAACGGUACGGCUAAUAAGCGCGUCGGAGGCACGACACGCGCUCUGCGUUGCGAUUGGAACAGUGCUGCAAUUUCUAACUGUAAAGCAAAGCGGGGACCGCAAAGUUGCUACUGCGGCUCACGACCAACUGCCAGCCUAUUGACAGUCGGACGUGGCGGUACCGUUAAGUCUCAUCGAUAUUCCGUUGUGAUCGCGCGCCGCCCGUUGGGACCAUUCGGCGACACUUUUAACGUUCCGUCACCCGAAGCCAGGAGAGAAGGAGGACGCACGUUUAUCAGAGCGCGGAGGGCCGCGUUGCGCAAAAGCGCCUCGCGCGCCUCCCGCGCCCUCGGCCGCUUGCGCAACUCGCCUCACACGAGUACCAUCCACUCGUGUAAAGUACCCCCCCCCCAACAACCCUGGUGGGCGGCCGCCCGUCGCUCCCCCCCCCCCCCCCCCCUCCCCCUGACCGCUCAAGCAGAAGUCCAACGGCCGAUCGGCCGCAGAGCUGCGAGAGGGGCCCCGCGGCACCAGCUGAAAUGCCUAUCGCGUGCCGGCGCUGCUGCAGACGGUGCUUCAAUUCGUUUCACUACCUACACAUUGAACAUAAGUCUCAAU
Iphiclides podalirius (scarce swallowtail) is the source of this 888-nucleotide messenger RNA. Lineage: Eukaryota; Metazoa; Arthropoda; Insecta; Lepidoptera; Papilionidae. The record is from the annotation of a GenBank genome assembly.